AUGGCGCCCUGGACAAGUGCUGAGGCCCCACUUCAAUCUGGGCUCUGUUUGGUGGUUGCAUGCCAUGAUGCCCACCCAAUACUAGCUCUAACACUCUUUGCCAGUGUGCUGGUGGCUCGGCUUGAAGCUGCUAAACUCACCGUGGGCUUCCAAGCUCCCUGGGACAUCUCCCAUCCAUUCAGCGUGCAAAGGCUGGGUGCGGGCCUCCAGGUUGCCAUGGACAAGAUCAACUCGGACCUUGGAAACUUCAGCUGGGAGUUCACUUAUACCAACUCAACCUGCAACCCCAAGGAGUGUCUUGCUAUUUUCACCAACCAGGUCCAGAGGGAACAGAUUUCUGCCCUGUUUGGACCAGCAUGCCCAGAAGCACCAGAGGUUAUUGGCUUGCUGGCUUCUGAGUGGAAUAUCCCCAUGUUUGACUUUGUUGGACAAACAGAAAAACUGAAGAACAGCUUCUUGUAUGACACCUGUGUGAAACUUGUGCCACCCAUGCGUGAACUUGGUGACGUGCUCCGGAAAAGUCUCCAGUACCUAGGCUGGAAACACAUUGGGAUGUUCGGAGGUCACUCUGGGACUUCCUCCUGGGAUGGAGUGGAUGAGUUGUGGAGGGUUGUAGAGAAUGAGCUCAAACCCCAUUUCACCAUCACUGCCAGGGUCAGAUACACCAACAACGAUCCAGCCCUCCUGCAGGAGAAUCUCAGGAACAUGUCAGCAACUGCCAGGGUUAUCAUCUUGAUCUGCAGCUCAGAGGAUGCAAAAAUUAUUCUGCUGGCUGCAGAGAACCUAGGACUCCAUGCAGGGGAUUUUGUCUUCAUCAUUUUACAGCAGUUAGAGGACAGUUUUUGGAAGGAGGUAUUAACCAACCAGAAGAGGGGGCAUUUCCCUACCAUCUACGAGUCUGUGCUUCUCAUUGCCCUCAGCUCCUAUGGAGAAGGUCCUGGAGACGAAGGCUUCCGACAAGAAGUCUACCAAAGGCUGAGGGGGCCGCCCUUCCACAGCUCCAUCUCCGCAGAGGAGCAGGUGAGCCCUUACGCAGCCUACCUUCACGACUCGGCCCUGCUCUAUGCUCAGACAGUGAAGUUCAUGGUAAAGGCUGGGAGAGAUUUCCGGGAUGGGCGGCAGCUGGUCAGCACUCUGAAAGGUGUUAACUGGACUGCACUGCAGGGAAUCACCGGCCCAGUGUUUGUGGACUCCCAUGGAGAAAGGUGUAUGGAUUACUCAGUCUAUGCUCUGCAGAAAUCCAGAAACUGGUCCGUCUUCCUUCCUGUCCUUUACUAUGACAGCUCUCAGAAAGUAAUCAGACCCAUGAGGAAUUUCUCCACUAUUACUUGGCCCCAUGGCUCCCUUUUUGCAGACAGACCUGGCUGUGGAUUUUACAAUGAGCUCUGUGAAAGUGAGCUCGCUUUUACAGGUGUGACUGCUGUGAUUCUCCCGAUGACCCUCCUGAUCACUGUCUUGGGAACUGUCAUCAUAGGGCUGAUUUUAAGGAUGCAGAAGGGAAAACUGCAGAGGCAAAAUAGAGACAUGUGGUGGCAGAUCAAUUAUAAUGACAUCACCAUUCUGUCCCAGGACAAGCCACGGAGAGGCACACCUGCGUCAAGAGGAAACAGCCCCAACGCGUCUAGUGUGAUGGUUUCUGGGGACUUCAGCUCCUUUGUCAAGAGCCAGCAGGGGGAAGGGCUCUUUCAUGCCCCGGUGGGGCUUUACGAGGGAAACCAUGUGGCCAUCUGCUAUGUCGGUGACCAAGCAGAAGCCUGGAUCAGGAAGCCAUCUGUGCUGCAGGAAAUCCGGCUGGUAUACGAAUUAAGACACAAAAAUAUUGUUCCCUUCUUUGGUGUUUGCACAGAACCACCCAACAUCUGCAUUAUCACUCAGUAUUGUAAAAAAGGAAGUCUUAAGGAUGUUUUGAAAAAUUCCGAUACUGAAAUGGACUGGAUAUUCAAGCUCUCAUUUGCGUAUGACAUAGUCAAUGGCAUGCUGUUUCUUCACAGGAGCCCACUGAAGUCCCAUGGCAACCUGAAGCCUUCCAACUGCCUGGUGGAUGGUCGGUUGCAGGUGAAGCUGUCAGGGUUUGGGCUGUGGGAACUCAAGUACGGCCGGACAUACAGAACCUAUAAUGAGAAAGCAAUGGACCACUCAGAGCUCUACUGGACGGCCCCGGAGCUGCUGCGGCUCCCAGGGGCGCCCCGCUCAGGCUCCCCGGAGGGAGACGUUUACAGCUUCGCCAUUCUGAUGAGGGGGCUGGUCCACCAGCACGACCAUGGGCCCUUUGACGACCGCGACCAGACGCCAGAAGAAAUCAUCAGCCGAAUCAGAGAGCCCAGGACUUCGGCUCCCCUCCGACCUUCACUGUCGGAGGAGAAGGUCAGUGAGAGGAUCGCAGUCCUGGUGAGGGCGUGUUGGGAUGAAUCUCCCGAGAAAAGGCCCACGUUCCGGUCCAUCAAGAAGAUUCUACGAGAAGCCAGCCCCAAAGGCCACGUGAGCAUACUGGACAGUAUGGCGAGCAAGCUGGAGGCCUACACCGGUCACCUGGAGGAGGUGGUGGAGGAGAGGACCAGCCAGCUGGUGGCAGAGAAGAGGAGGGUGGACAGGCUCCUGUCCACAAUGCUGCCCAGUUUCAUCGGAGAGCAGCUCAUAGCUGGGAGGUCCGUGGAACCAGAACAUUUUGAGUCGGUGACCAUCUUUUUCUCUGACAUCGUGGGAUUCACAAAACUCUGCUCUCUCAGCUCCCCUUUGCAAGUUGUGAAGCUCCUCAAUGACCUCUACAGUUUAUUUGAUCACAUCCUUGAAACCUACGACGCCUAUAAGGUUGAAACCAUUGGCGAUGCCUACAUGGUGGCUAGUGGACUUCCCAUCCGCAAUGGAACUCAGCACGUGGCCGAGAUUGCCACCAUGUCCUUGCACUUCCUCAGUGCCACCGUCCACUUCCAGAUUGGGCACAUGCCUCAAGAGAAGCUCAAGCUCCGCAUUGGCCUCCACACAGGCCCCGUGGUGGCUGGUGUGGUGGGAACCGCGAUGCCCAGGUACUGCCUGUUUGGAGACACUGUGAACAUGGCAUCCAGGAUGGAAAGCAGCAGCCUGCCUCUCCGGAUUCACGUCUCCCAGAAUACUGCAGGCAUCUUGCUGGCAUUGGGAGGGUACAAUCUGCAAAAGAGAGGCACUAUCGCAGUCAAGGGCAAAGGAGAACAAACAACUUUCUGGCUGAAAGGCAAAGAAGGCUUCACUAUCCCUCUCCCCGAAUUUCCUGAGGAGGAGGCUGAAGUCCCAGGGAUCUUCUGAGAUGGCCUCCCAUGUGGCUGCUCUGGAAUAUGGCAGAGAAACUGGAAUGAUGUAUC
This is a messenger RNA of Miniopterus natalensis, 3335 nucleotides long. NCBI's taxonomy places the organism in Eukaryota, Metazoa, Chordata, Mammalia, Chiroptera, Miniopteridae. The record is from RefSeq and is a predicted model, not a curated record.